AAGAGCCUAAAAUUGCUUUGAGCUUAUGAACACCACCGUUAUACCUCCUCUCCUACGGCAAAAAUGUCAACUUUUCUUGCCAAAGUUCUUCCGAGUACGCCAUCAAUCUACACUUUCUUUAAAUCAAAAUCUUGUUUUUCUGCUGCAAUCAUGCAAAGGAACUUUAGAAAUAAGUCAAAUCCACGGAUUAAUGAUCAAGACUGGCCUCGACCUGGUCCCCUUCACUCUCAGCAAACUUCUUGCCAAUUCGAUCCACCACACCAGUUAUGCAGCCAAGAUUCUCAAAUACAUUAAAAGCCCGAACCUUUACAUGUUCAACACCUUGCUUAGAAGCUAUUCAAUCAGUGAUCAACCAAGAGAGGCCCUUAUUCUCCUCAAUCAUAUGAGGGCACAGAGUUUAAUGCUUGAUCAGUUCACCUUUGUCUCUGCCCUCAAAUCUUGUGCCCGUGCUUCUGAAAUAUGGGCUGGUUUAGGUGUUCAUUCGGUUCUCUUGAGAAAUGGGUUUGUCUUAUUUCUCAAUGUGAUGAAUAGUCUCUUGCAUUUCUAUUGUGCUUGUGGGUGGGUCAGUGAUGCACACAAACUGUUUGAUGAAUUUUCUGUGGAGAGAGACUUGGUGUCGUGGAACACUUUGAUGGGUGGGUAUCUUUGUGUACACAAGUAUAGCAUAGUUGUAGAUUUGUUUAAACAGAUACAUAGAGAUGGUAUAGGUGUUAGUGUUACUACAAUUUUGGGUAUUUUGUCUGUUGUUGGUGAGUUAAAGGGUCAUGUUUUAGGAGGAGAAUGUAUACAUGGGUAUUGCAUCAAGAUUGGUCUUUCUAUGAAUUUGAAUGUGACCAGUGCUUUGAUUUCGAUGUAUGGAAAAACAAGUGGCAUUGGUUCAGGGCGCAAAGUCUUUGACGAAGCCGAUGCAAAAGAUGUCGUCUUGUGGAAUUGUUUGAUAGAUAGAUACGCUAAAAGUGGAAUGCCAGAAGAAGCAUUCAAGUUGUUGAGUUUAAUGAAGGUUCAAGGAGUGAAGCCAAAUUCAUCUACCUUUGUAGGUUUGCUUUCAGUUUCUGCAGCCUCUGGUGGCCUUAGUGUUGGCCGAUGCGUCCAUGACUACAUAAAAGAGCACCAGUUAGUAAUAGAUGCAAUUUCGGGGACUGCUCUUAUAAACAUGUAUACAAAGUGUGGUUUACUCAAAGAGGCUAUAGAAGUUUUUGAUAAUGUAGGCAGGAAAGAUCUUAUGUGUUGGACCGCUAUGAUUUCUGCCUAUGGAGUACAUGGCCAGGCAGAAAACGCGAUUUUACUUUUUCACAGAAUGGAGGAAGAAGGGUUCAGGCCUAAUGAAGUCACAUUCUUGGCAGUGUUGAAUGCCUGUAGCCACAAUGGAUUGAUUCUUGAUGGGAAGAGGUGGUUUAGGAGAAUGGUGGAGCGAUAUUCCUUGUCCCCAAAGGUUGAGCACUAUGGAUGUGUGAUUGAUCUCUUGGGCCGUGCUGGGUUGUUAGAAGAAGCCCGGAAACUAAUCAAGAGCUUGCCCGUUGAGGAGGAUGCUACUGCAUGGCGUGCGUUACUGGCAGCUUGCAGAGUAUAUGGCGACGUUAGUUUAGGGGAACAGGUUAAGAGAGAAUUGGAGCAAAGAUUUGAUGAACAUCCAGCUGAUUCACUCACCCUCACUAGUGCCUAUGCCAUUGCGGGAAGGAUGGAAGAUCAUGCAAGCAUGCUUGAGAAGAUUGAAGGCAAACCAAUAGAAGAAUGGAAAUACUUUCCUAUUGGAAAGAAGCAAGUAGGGUUUAGUCGAGUAGCUGCAUGAUCAGAGGUCACGGUUCAGUAAUGCAAAGGAACAAUCAUAUUGAUCAACACAAACUCAAAAAACUGAAGGUACCAAAUUCAACCGGUUUUAAUGUCUUGUGCUUCCCAAUUAUCAAAAACUGGGUUUGCAGCGUUAGUGGUUUAUGAAAUUAUCCUUAAAAGUCUUUUUGUUACUGAGCUUAAUUAUAUGCAAAUCUUAUAUUUAGCACUGCCUGCAUAUAUGCGAGCUUAAAGUUAGAAUCUUGAACAGAAAUGGUGAAGACAGUAUUUGCAUGGCGUUACGGAGGUCAUGAAGUUUAUCUUAUGGUUCCAGCAAUGGGUGGGGUGAUAGAACAGUGAUGAAUUUGGUGAAUGGUUUGACCAUGGAUUUAUUCAUCUUCCACCAGGUUAUCAUCAGCUAUGAAUGUAUGAUGUAAAUUGCAUUUCAUGAGAGUGAAUUAACUAUGAAUCAAUGUGAAAAAUUGAACAUAAGAGGCUUAUUAUGACUGCUAAUAUGUUAUACUACACAACAAA
This is a messenger RNA of Ipomoea nil (Japanese morning glory), 2301 nucleotides long. Its product is annotated as pentatricopeptide repeat-containing protein At1g26900, mitochondrial. Lineage: Eukaryota; Viridiplantae; Streptophyta; Magnoliopsida; Solanales; Convolvulaceae. Gene Ontology annotation, biological process: RNA modification. Gene Ontology annotation, molecular function: protein binding; RNA binding. The coding region runs from base 26 to 1789 and encodes 587 amino acids. The transcript has 2 exons. The record is from RefSeq and is a predicted model, not a curated record.